Molecule: messenger RNA, 2010 nt
Organism: Helicoverpa zea (corn earworm)
Lineage: Eukaryota; Metazoa; Arthropoda; Insecta; Lepidoptera; Noctuidae
Product: protein white-like
Exons: 12
Coding region: 192-1973 (593 amino acids)
Cellular component (GO): membrane
Molecular function (GO): ABC-type transporter activity; ATP binding; ATP hydrolysis activity
Source: RefSeq, a predicted model, not a curated record
AAGAUGUCUUAUUUUUAUCUUAUUUAUCUGUUUGUAGAAUGAUUCCUCUGUUUACUGCACUCGUGUCGUUCAUUUCAAUGUGUUUCACGCUAAUUGUUGCAACCAUUUUGUGGUUAGAUUCUACAAUUAUGUUACUUAAUUAAAAUUUCUUUGUGAUUAUUCAGUGUUUUUAGUUCCUAUUUGGGAGUGAAAUGGAGUUGAACUUGUAUGAUAAAGAGCCCGUGGAAAAUGACGUGGUCAUCAGAAUUAAAGGGCUCAAGGUUUGGACGCCUGAGGAAAAGUCCUGGUGGAGACGGAAACCUACCAAGAGUAGGAGUGUUAUUCUUAAUAAUGUUUCAGGAUCAAUAAGACAAGGGGAAUUUGCUGCUAUUAUCGGACCAAGCGGUGCCGGAAAAACAACGUUCCUAGUAUCUUUGGCGGGAAAAUGUACGCUACCGUCAGAGGGUUCAGUGACCUUAUGGGCGCGAAAUGUUAAAGCGUGCGAGGGCGCCGUGGAGAUCGUACCUCAACAUGAAACCUUCAUGGACGGCCUCAGCGUCAUGGAGCAUUUGGUGUUUAUGACAGAAAUGAAAAUAGGCAGUUGUAAGGACUUACGGAACAAAGCAAGGCUGUAUGGUUUGGUGGAGGAGUUCAAGUUGAAGCCUCAUGUCAACACUCCUGUUGGUGGACUGUCAGGAGGUGAAAGGAGACUGCUUUCACUGGCCACCACGCUUCUAUCAGACCCUCAAAUCUUAAUCUGCGAUGAGCCCACAACUGGCCUUGACAGUUACAACGCACUCCUCGUGGUAGCCGUUCUGAAGAAGCUGUCGACCACCGGCAGGAUCGUCAUUUGUUCCGUGCACCAGCCCUCCUGUGACCUGUUUAAGGAGUUCAGCUCUGUGUUACUGAUGGCUGAGGGAAGACUGCUGUUCCAUGGGACCCAGGAUGAGUGUAGUAAUGCGUUUGAGAGCAUAGGCCUUCGGUGUCCGCUAAACUACAAUCCGGCAGAAUUCUACAUAAGAGCGGUGUCAAACUCCAACAUGAACGUUGAAAAACUGGUAGAAUUAUCCCAAAACCGGUUGGCAGUUGACGUAGACACCCCAUCACGACCCGAUUUGGUACAUAACUAUAAUAGACCCAUCCAAAGGAAUUGGUUUAAACAGGUUUAUUUAUUGUUAUGGAGGCUGUCUCUGUCACUGAAGAGAGAAAUAAAGAACCAACUAAUACAGCUGGUUAUAUCCGUGGUAGCGACAUCCCUAGUCCUCUGCGUAGCCUACGGAGGAGCGUCAGGUACCACCCAGCUGGGAGUCCAAGCGAUGCGCGGCUUCCUCUGGCUGAUCACCAGCGAGGUGUCCUUCGGGGUCUCCUACAGCGCCCUCUAUGCGUUCGAGUACGAAAUAUCCUUGUUCAAGAGAGAAGCCGGGGUUUAUAAGUGUUCGGCUUAUUUUGUGUCUAGGUUACUGAGUUUUGUGCCUCGCUGUAUAAUAUGGCCAAUCACGUUGGUCUCCAUUUCUACUUUAGCAGUAGAUCUUCCGAACUACAUUUUGACAGCUACGGAGUUCACCGUCCUUUUGAUUCUUAGCUCUGUACCUGCUGUUGCCUACGGUCUUGGCAUGGCAGCCCUCUUCACUUCCACGGGCAUCAUAGGCGACGUGAUGCCUUGCGUAGACCUGCCACUGCUGCUCAUGUCAGGAGCAUUCCUGAGGCUAUCAUCCUUACCACCUUGGAUCUAUCCUGUGAAGUACAUAUCGCACUUCUACUAUGCUAUGGAUUCGAUCAGCAAUAUUUAUUGGAGGCAGAUUGACUUUAUUGAUUGUCCAUCAAAUGAAACUUCAACUUGCAUAAAAGACGGCGCAGGAGUGCUCUUAGAAAAUGGUUACGUCAAUGAUUUCAUAUUCCAAGAUUCUAUAGGUUUUGCCUUCAUAACAAUGUUCUGGUGUCUAAUCGGGUACUUAGGAUUGAAGAGAGAAGAAAAGAAAGGCUAUGCUUAUUGAAAUAAGGUUUUAUUUAAAAUUAAAGUUAUAGUUACCA